Molecule: messenger RNA, 2405 nt
Organism: Gopherus flavomarginatus (Mexican gopher tortoise)
Lineage: Eukaryota; Metazoa; Chordata; Testudines; Testudinidae
Gene: SRSF4
Product: serine and arginine rich splicing factor 4
Exons: 5
Coding region: 482-1759 (425 amino acids)
Biological process (GO): mRNA splice site recognition; alternative mRNA splicing, via spliceosome
Cellular component (GO): nucleus; ribonucleoprotein complex; cytoplasm
Molecular function (GO): mRNA binding
Source: RefSeq, a predicted model, not a curated record
UUUCACUUAAAAAAACACCGUAAUUUGUUAAGACAGUCAUGAUAUUAAGUUUAAUAAUUUGUUUUUGUAAUUGUUAAUGUAAAUAUUUGAACAUUUAUCAAAUUGCUAAUUGUAUGAUAUUUUAUUUUACUUAAUUAACUGAUUAAUAAAUGUAUGAAUACAAUUUCUUGUACCAUUAUUAUUAAUUUGUUUAUUUUCUAACUUUGUUUAUUUGUAAUGUGAUUGUUUAACAUAGACUUAACAAAGACCUCAAUGUUUUAAUUAAAAGAGUCCUUUGAGGCUAAGAUGACUGCCUGUUCCAUUUGCUGACCUUGGGUUACCUUUCCAUGCGUGGCUCUUUGACCUUUGUGGCCCUUGGCUGACCAAAAAAGGAAGCCAUGUGACGACCGCAACCUUUUCCCAUUAGACCUGGGUGGUGAGGAUCCCAAGGGUUAGAGACAGAUGAGAUUAAACUGAAAUAGGUGCCUGAAAAUCUAUAUUCAUGUCAGAUAUUCAGAAAACCUUUAAUCAAUGUGGAUAUGGUUAUAGAAGAAGCGGAAGAGAUAAGUAUGGUCCACCCACCCGUACAGAGUACAGAUUGAUCGUGGAAAAUCUGUCAAGCCGUUGCAGUUGGCAAGAUUUGAAGGAUUAUAUGCGUCAGGCAGGCGAAGUGACAUAUGCAGACGCACACAAAGGGAGAAAAAAUGAAGGUGUGAUUGAGUUCAAAUCCUAUUCAGAUAUGAAAAGAGCCCUUGAAAAGCUGGAUGGGACAGAAGUGAAUGGCAGAAAGAUUAGGUUAGUGGAAGACAGGCCUGGAUCCAGACGGCGCCGCUCCUAUUCCAGAAGUCGAAGCCAUUCGAGGUCUCGGUCUCGAAGCAGACACUCUCGUAAGAGCAGGAGCCGUAGUGGCAGUAGCAAAAGCAGCCAUUCCAAGAGUAGAUCAAGAUCCAGGUCUGGGUCCCGUUCCAGAAGCAAGAGCCGUAGCCGAAGCAAGAGCCAUAGCAGAGGCCAGAAGGACAAAAGCCGGAGUCCAAGCAAAGACGAUAAAAGUAGGAGCCGCAGCAGGAGUGCGGAGAAAACCCAGAGCAAAAGUAAAGACAAAGCGGAGGAUGCCGUCCAGAACAACGACGCCGCAAAAGCAAAGAGCAGGAGCCCCAGCAAGGAAAAGAGUAAGAGUAAAAGUAGGAGCAGGAGUGGGAGCAAGGAGAGAGUGGAGGAAGAGAAGGAGAGCAUGAGAAGGAGUAGGAGUAAGGAGAGGGAGAAGAGCAAGGCUAGGAGCAGGAGCAAGAGCAGAGAGGGGAGCAGGAGCAGAAGCAGGAGUCGUAGUAAGAGUAAGGACAAAAGGAAAGGCAGGAAGAGGAGUAGGGAUGACAGCAGAAGCAGAAGUAGGAGCAGGAGCCACAGCAAGAGUGAGAAAAGCAAAAGGCGCAGCAAGCGAGACAGCAGGUCUAGCAACAAGAAGAAAAAGAAGGAAGACCAAGAGCGGUCCCGGUCCAAGUCUAGGUCUAGAUCCAGGUCCAGAUCGGAGUCCAAGGAAAAGGAGCAGCUAAAACCAGAAUCUGACAAAAAGGAGGUAAAAAAUGAGGGUGAGGAAAUGGACAAAAGUCACGAAACUCGGUCCAGAUCUAGGUCAAAUUCUAAAUCCAAACCAAAUGUCAAAUCAGAAUCUCGGUCCCGAUCAAAGUCAAUUCCAAAAACUAGGUCCCGGUCCAAGUCUAGAUCUAGGUCUGCCUCUAAAUCCCCAUCCCGAUCUAGAUCAAGAUCUCGUUCGAGGUCCUAAACUUGCUGCAACCACACUUGAAACUAUAUGAAAAGUCUUUUGUACAUGUUUGGUAGUUGUAGCACAAGUGAUUGAAGUAGAACACAUGUCAAUGCUGUACAUUUUUAACUACCGUAAUGGUGUGUCUGUAAUUGUUCAGUACAGGGCUCCCUUUCUGCAGUGCUUUCUGGAUCAAGGCUCUGCAGCUCAUUUGCUGACUUGUAGAAAGAUCCCCUUUAUAACACAAUUCUCACUAGAACACCAAAAUCACCUUGUUUUCCAAGAACAGCCUUACAGAGAGGAAGCGCUGUACUUUGAUGGGUUUAUAAGGUUGGAAUGAUGACUGAUAGGUAGGUAUGGUGACUUCAACUAUUUUUGCUCUUGAACUGAUGCCCUUUGAUGUAUGCCAUUUAGUGGAAGUGCUAAGUCUUAAGUUUCAUACUACUUUUGGUUUCAUAUUUUUGGAUUUACAGAGUUGUGAAUAGCACAGUCAAGGAAAUAGAUACCUGCAGUAACCCAUAGGGGAAUAAAAAGUAGAGUUCCAUAUUCUGGUAUUGUGACAAUAUCCUUGUUUUAUAUUAAAUUUUUUUAUUUUAUUUUUCCCCGUCUUGCAAAGUACAGUGAUCCCUGUUUCCAUGAAAUUUGAAUAAAGACUAUUUUUGCUUGA